AUGGAGCAAAGGAACAACGUGACAGAGUUUGUGCUCUUGGGACUCAUUCAGAACCUCCAGGAUCAGAAAAUAUUGUUUGCUUUUUUCUUGCUGAUCUACAUGGUAACAAUUGCAGGCAAUUUUCUCAUUGUCCUGACCGUGGCACUCAGUCCAGUCUUGCAUGCACCGAUGUUCACUUUUCUUGGCUACUUAUCAUUUAUGGAUGCCAUUUAUUCCAGUACAGUUACCCCAAAGUUGAUUAUAGGCUUACUCUAUGAAAAGACAACCAUUUCCUUCAAAGCUUGCAUGACGCAGCUUUUUGUAUCUCACUUAUUUGGUGAUGUUGAUGUUAUACUUCUGGUUGUCAUGGCCUAUGACCGCAUUGUGGCCAUCUUCGAACCCUUGCAUUAUUUGGCCAUCAUAAACCAACAGCGUUGUGCCAUGCUCAUACUCCUGACCUGGUUUGGGGGUCUUCUGCAUGCAGUCCCACAUGUACUUUUCAUUUACAAUCUUCCUUUCUGUGGUCCCAACAUUAUUGACCACUUUGGCUGUGACAUGUACCCCUUAAUAAAACUCGCCUGCACUGACACCUAUGUAGUUAGCCUCAUUGUGCUGGCCGAUGAUGGGAUGAUCUCUGUGGCCAUCUUUACAAACUUGCUUGUCUCUUAUGGGAUCAUUCUGCAAUCCAUGAAGAGCCUGAGUCAGGAAGGGAGGCACAAAGCCUUAUCUACCUGUGGCUCCCACAUCACUGUGGUCGUCCUGUUCUUUGUUCCUUAUAUUUUCAUUUAUGUGAGACCUCCCUCUACCUUACCUACUGAUAAAUCUUUGACUGUGUUUUACACUGUAAUCACACCUAUGUUGAACCCCCUCAUCUAUACUCUGAGAAAUUCAGAAAUAAAAAGUGCCAUGAGGAAGCUCUGGGGUAGGAAGCAGAUUUGA
Messenger RNA from Octodon degus (degu), 918 nucleotides. Its product is annotated as olfactory receptor 4A47-like. The record is from RefSeq and is a predicted model, not a curated record. Gene Ontology annotation, cellular component: membrane. The coding region runs from base 1 to 918 and encodes 305 amino acids. Gene Ontology annotation, molecular function: G protein-coupled receptor activity; olfactory receptor activity. Lineage: Eukaryota; Metazoa; Chordata; Mammalia; Rodentia; Octodontidae. The transcript has a single exon. Gene Ontology annotation, biological process: G protein-coupled receptor signaling pathway.